This is a messenger RNA of Geodia barretti, 343 nucleotides long. The record is from the annotation of a GenBank genome assembly. NCBI's taxonomy places the organism in Eukaryota, Metazoa, Porifera, Demospongiae, Tetractinellida, Geodiidae.
CUGCGGGCAGCAACUUUGACGAAAUUGGUAUUCUCUGCUAACACUGUAUUUAUCUCCUAUUAUAUCCUCGUAGGACUUACGCAAACGCCAUUUGGUAAGAAAUCGGACGCUUCGGAUUCUGCAAGCGAAAUCGUGAAAAGAGAGGUCGCCGAGGCACGGGGACCUCGGCGAACAGACGCUUACUGCGUAAGUCCUAUCCUCGGUUAGAAGUAUUCGAUCUUACCCAAAAUUAGUAUAACUGCAGCGUUGGGCUGCUAACUCUGUCAGAAACGUUGCGACUGAUUUUCGCUUCGCUUUCUUGGCAUAAUCAAGCGGGGUCUGUCCGGCAUUAUCACGUGCGUUU